AGCGCGAGAACCCGCGCCACCUGCUGCUGCAGCAGCUCCGGGGCCACCGCGUGCGGAGGCGCCGCCAGUCUCCCCGCCGGCAGGUAGGGAGCGUCCUUCCCUCAUGGGGUGCCCACCGCGGGAUUCGCUAGCUGUCCCGGUUGGGGUUGGCGCUUUAAAAAAUGCUCUUUAGACCUUUGGAAUGGAGAGGGGAGGCGGACGUGGGAAAGCGUUGCUGGUUGGAUGGGGCAAUAGAGCAGAUCAGCUGCAUAGGUUAAUAGGAAAAGCUAAAACGUUUAGCCUUUCGCCAGGUGGGAUUCAGUUUUGCUUCAUGUCAGUUUUGUAAGUAUAAGUUUCCGCGCGUUCCUGAAUAUGGUCCUGACUUAGGUAGCAGAGUCUAGGGGGAAAUUCCUAGGCUGGAGGUCGGACACCUGGGUCCUCGUCCAUCCUCAGCUGCUCUCUGAGUACGUCGUACACCUGCAGCAUCUCCUAAGGAUCCCCUCCUACUGUAAGAUCCAGGAAACCUCAAUAGGAGUUCUUCGCGCUGCCUGCGCUGAGGACCUGCAGGAGACCUGCAGGCUCCAAAUGGAGCCUUUGGACACAUUGAUCAUGGUCUUUGUCUUAUAACACAUUGUUUCACCUUGUUUGCAUCUAAGAAAUACCUUGUAUGAUUUUCUGUGGAUUAAACAGUCUUCUAAAAUGUGAUAUAUGUACCCACACAUACUCAUAGUAUGUAUGUGUAUAUAUGUGUAUGUAUAUAUGUGUGUACAUGUAGAUACAGUUUUUUUAGUGGCUGCAUCCCAUGUUACUGGGUAACCAGGCAAAAUUAAUAUCCCAUUCUGGACAUAAAGAUUAUUUACAGUGUUUUAAGUAUCUUAGCCAUUCAGUGAACAUCUUUGAAUGUAAAUCUCUGGGAUAUUGCUGAUUAUUUCCUUCAGGCAAACUCUUGUAAGUUUAACUACUUAGGCAAAGAGCCUGACUAUUUUAAAGCCCUUUUUUUAAGUUUUUAAUGUUUUUAAUGUUCAUUUUAUUUGGGGGGUGGAGUAGGGGCAGAGAGAGAGAAUCCCAAGCAGGCUCCGCACCAUUAGCGCAGAGCCUGACAUGUGUCUCGAUUUCCACCAACCAUGAAAGCAUGAUCUGAGCCGAAAUCAAGAGUCAGAGGCUCAACCCACUGAGCCACCUUUUGAGGCAAAUUGAAAAAUCACCUUCAGGAUAGUGCCACUUUCCAUUGAAGUUGCCAGCAGUUUUUAAGGUCUAUGAUAGUCUAAAGAAAAAAUUAGCCUUUUUUGGUGGAAGAGAGUAGGCAGAGGUUACAGGACAGUAGUUAGAGUGUAGUCUUACAGGAAGCCACAGAAGUACUGCUGGGAUUUGAAGUCACCUGGGAAUCAUAGAAGAGGGUCUCAGGGUGACCGAGGGAAGGGAGUUGGGCGCAGGGUUUAGCUGGGUUUAAUAGGUCAACUCUCUUGAUCUAUUGAUGGGGUGGAUUUUCAUUUUGUAGUUACAUUGUCAAACUCCAGGAAAAAAAAAUUUUUUUAAAUCAAAUUAUAGUUCAUUUACAUCAGGUAAAAGUCAAAGGAAACUCUAAACCAAACAGAUAUCAAGACACUGCUUACUCCUACUUAUUGAGAAAGGAAGCUUGAAUUCUUUUCCAUCUUUUCCUCCUACCCUGGCUACCCUUGGGAGAUGGAGGGGGUAGCAUCAGUUCCAAAGGAUUAUACUGAGUUCCCCAGGGACAAACCUGCUUCCCCAUCCAGAAUGAACCAUCAUUUCUUUCCUAGUUCAAAUUUCCUUGCUCUUUGAAUGCUCUUGUCAGGGAAUCCAGAUAUACCAUCAUAGUUUCUUACUUGAGGAAGAUGUCAGUGUUCUCUUAGACCAGCUGCCCUGAUGUUCCAGAGGGAAUCCCAGGCAGGCUCCACACCAUCAGUGCAGAGCCUGAUGUGGGGUUCAAACUCAUGAACGAUGAGAUAAUGACCUGAGUCAAAAUCAGAAGUUGGACACUUAACCGACUGAGCCAGCCAGGUGUCCCAGAAUGUUCUUUGUCCUCGAUCAACAAUUCCACUUGGGGAAAGUCUAUCCUAGGACCUAGCAUGGGGCUGAGCACACAGUAGGCACUUCCCAGAUAUUUGCUGUAUACACAAAUAUGUAUGAUAUUUUUAAACAAUCUUAUGCCUAACUAUAGGGGAAGUAACCAUUAUGGAAACAGUAAGAUACUUACGAAUAUCAUUCAGUAAAAUGGAAAAUGUUUGUAUUGUAAUACUAAAUGGAAAAAAAUGAGUGUUAAAUGUAGGAUAAGGUUAUAAUUGUUUUUAAAAAAAUUCAUAGGGGAAAGGACUAGAGGUAAAAUAUUUGCUAGAAUGCUCAUAAUGGUUUCUCAGUCUUAGCACUGUUGACAGCUUGGCCUAGACACUGCUCUGCUGUGGUGGCUGUCCUGUGCUUUGUGGGAUGCUCAAAGACAGCAUUCUUGGAGACCAGCAAUCCUCACCCCCACCCCACUGCACUUGGACACCAAAAAUACAUCCUGGCAUUAGCAUUUGUUUCCCAGGUUAAAGUAAUGGAAUAGUGGGUGAUCUUUCCCUUCUUUUCUCAUUUUCUUCAAUGUGUUUAUAUUAUUCUAAUAAUGAACAAAAAAACAGGAAAAUAAAUAUCAUUAUUCUCCCUCAACUCUGAUGCUUGAGGUUCCAGGGUUCUGUCCCUUCUGCUACUCUGCCUCACAAACAUUCUGCGGGUUGGCAGGAUGAAAUACUUCACUAAAUUCAUUUUUAUGUUUUUCUGAUAACUAAAGGGAAACAUAUCCAUUUAUUUGAAAAUGUGCACACAGAAACACCAAAGAAAUCAUUAGUAAGAUCAUCUACUUUUUUUUUCUUUUUCUCCCAUUCUUUCUUUUAAAAAUUAUAAAAAGGUGAAAACCUGCUUAUCAUCCCUUUGAUUUCACUCCUAGAGAUAAUCACCAUCAGCGUGUUGGUAUGGAUUUUUCUGGGUAUUUCGUAUGUCUAAACACACACACACACACACACACACACACAGAUUUUUCUUUGUUUUCACUACAGUAGAUUUCUGCUACAUAUACUGCUCUGCAAAUUAUGUUCUACAGCUUUGCAAAGUCACUACAAUUCUAUCCUUAAUGGUAUUACAUUGUAUGACUAUAACAAAAUUUAUUUAACCCUUUAGGCUUUCUGGAGUAUUCCCCAGUUUGGGGCUAGUGUUAGUAGUAUCACCGGUUUACAUGUAUUGUUUAUGUAGGUGUUCUUGUAGGAUAUAUUUCUAGGAGAGGAGGUGAGAGCUCAUAUAUCAUAUAUACAUUUAAAAUUUUAAUGGGCAUUACCAAAUUGCCAUCCCAAAAAGGCUGUAUAAUUUCACAUUCCUACCAUUAGUGAGAAAACCCAUUUGUUCAUUUCUUACAAACACUAAAUAUUAGGAAUCUUUAUAAUUUUGGCUAGGUUGAUAAGUGAAAAAUAGUACCUAAUGUAAACUAUACUUUUUUAAAAACUGUUGAGAUUAAACAUUCUUUCCUGUGUGUAUAUGUCAUUUGUACUUCUUAUUCUCUGACCUGUAUGCUAGAACUUUUUGCUCAUUUUCUGUUGAGUUGUAUGUAGUUUUCUUUUUGAUUUUUAGGAGCUAUUUGUGUAUUAGCCUAAAUCUUCUGUCUUAUAUAUGUGUAGCAUAGAUUAAUUGAUCAGUUGUGAGUUUUUGUAUGUAUACAAGAGGUCAAAGAGACCUUAAGAGGGAAAACUGACUUCUCAAAGUGUGUAAAUACAUGUAUAAUACAAGAGGGAGAAUGUGUUAAUAAAGAAUAGAAAGAGUGACUGUGAGUUAUUAACAUCUUAGUAUGAAUUGGUUGGAGCCUACUGUUUCUCCUUCUGACUCCUGCUACUUGUAGAAUCAAUUUUAUUGAGAGAAUAGGAUUUAUAAUUUGGAAUAAGUGAAGGACAGAAGAGGAGAUUUAGAAGGAUGGCCCCUGGGAGAGAGGUGGCGUGGUUGGGAUAGUGCUAUGGAAGGCUUGAGUAGUUAAGGGUAGAAUGAAAAUAUUCAGGUGCCAUGAAGGGGGAAAAAAAGAGUUAAAAGGUGGGAGGUGUGGAAGUCAGACUCCCUUGAAAUUUUUCACAGAGCAGGUUUGGAUUUCCAGAUAUGUUCCACUGCAGAAAAAACAUGAAAUAGUUGAGAGGGUUUAGUGUAGUAUUUUCUCCUUGGCGUCUUUUGAGUUCUAGUAUAAGUUAUUUUCAGACCUUGUAAUUACAUUUAAAGAUUCUGGGAAGGGAAGGAAAAAUAAGAUAAAAAGAGAGAAUGGGACAAACCAUAAGAAACUCUUAAACACAGAGAACAAACAGGGCUGCUGGAGGGAUGUUGGGUGGGGGGAUGGGCUAAAUGGGUGAUGGGCAUUAAGGAGGGCACUUGUUGGGAUGAGCAUUGGGCGUCAUAUGUAAGUGAUGAAUCACUGAAUUCUACUUCUGAAACAAAAAAAUAAUAAUAAAGAUUCUCAUCAUAGUAACUUUUUUCCAUUUGGCUUUAUAUGACUGUGGGAUAUUAAGUAAAGGUAUUAAACUUCUAAAUUCCCUAUUGCACUUCCACAUUUAUGAAUCAGGCAUUGUCUGGUUAUCAGAAGACUCAGUGAGAACUGCCAAGACCUGUCAUCAUUGAAUAAAGCAUUUUUCUUUUUGUGUUUUCCAUAAUUCGGUCACUCCAGAAAAAUGAGGAUAUUUAGUGUCUUUGCAUUCAUGGCCUACUGUCAUUUGCUGAAAGCGUUUACGAUCACAGUGUCCAAGGACCUGUAUGUGGUAGAGUACGGCAGCAAUGUGACAAUGGAGUGCAGAUUCCCCGUAGAAGAACAAUUAGACCUGGUUUCACUGAUCGUCUACUGGGAAAUGGAGGAUAAGAAAAUCAUUCAGUUUGUGAAAGGGAAGGAAGACCUGAAAGUUCAGCACAGAAGCUACAGUCAGAGGGCCCAGCUGUUGAAGGACCAGCUCUUCCUGGGGAAGGCCGCGCUUCAGAUUACAAACGUGACCCUGGAGGAUGCCGGGGUUUACUGCUGCUUGAUUGGCUAUGGCGGUGCUGACUAUAAGCGGAUUACUUUGAAAGUUCAUGCCCCAUAUCGAAAAAUCAACCAAAGAAUUUCUGUGGAUCCUGUCACCUCUGAACAUGAACUGAUGUGUCAGGCUGAGGGUUACCCGACCGCUGAAGUCAUCUGGACAAACAGUACCCAUCAAGUCCUGAAUGGCAAAACCAUCAUCUCUGUUUCCAACAUGGAGACAAAGCUUUUCAAUGUGACCAGCACGCUGAGAAUCAACACAACGGCUAACGAGAUUUUCUACUGCACUUUUCUUCAAAGAUCAAGUCCCGAGGGAAACAGUACUGCUGAGUUGGUCAUCCCAGAACCAUUUCUGGCUCCAGCAAAUGAGAGGACUCACUUCAUGAUUCUGGGAGCCAUCCUGUUGUUUCUUGUCGUGGUCCCGGCUGUCACUUUCUGUCUGAAGAAACAAGAUGUACGAACGAUGGAUGUGGAAAAAUGUGACACCACAGAUAUGAACUCAAAGAAACAAAAUGAUCUACAAUUUGAGGAGACGUAAUCCAGCAUUGAAAUUCCUGAUCUUAAAGCAGGGAUUCUCAGCCUGUGGUUUGGGCUCGUCAGGGGUAAGCAUGACCAGAGGAAUGCGGAGGGCCAGGCGAACUGCAGACGAUGUCGGAUGUGAGAGGCCCAAGCACUGAAAAGUGGAAGCCAGGAGAGAAGAGGAGAACAAAGCAAGGUGUAAGCAGGGGUCACCUGCCAGGAAACCCUGUGGCCUCAGCAUGACUGGGGCCUCAGACUUACGGGCACCCGAGAAAGAGAGAGGACACUUCCAAAUUGUCCGUCGCUCAUCCUAGGAAAACAAGUUGAGAUUCCCUGAUUUAGUGGUCAGUUCCUACAGAAGUGCCCGUUGGCUUCACCAGCAUCUCUAUUUGUCGUCUGUGUUAUUGAGAGCCCCAGUGUUGCAGCAAUAUUUAAGUAUGUUAUUUCUAUUUAUUUUGAGUGUGUGGAGUCUUGUCAUGUGAGUGUGGUUGUGAGUGAUUUCUUUUGAAGGAAUACUAUGGUGGAAGUUAAAAUUUUGCCACGGAACUAAACUGCUUAGUGACUUGGGUGUGUUCAAUAAGAUGUGUAGUGUUUUUAAAUUUUUUGGUAAUGUUUCUUUAUUUUUGAGAGAGAGAGAGAGAGAGAGAGAGAGAGACAGUGGGUGAGCAGGGGUGGGGCAGAGAGAGGGGGAGACACAGAAUCCGAAGCGGGCUCCAGGCUCCGAGCUGUCAGCACAGAACGCAUCUCAGGGCUGGAACCCAUGAACCAUGAGGUCAUGACCUCAGCCGAAGUCGGACACCUAACUGACUGAGCCACCCAGGUGCCCCAAGGCAUGUAGUAUUUAUAAAGUGCUUGGUAUCCACCACAGCUACCAGGACGUAGGAAGCAUAGAGAACAGACUGAUGGUUUGUAUAGGAUAUUACCUUAUUUAGCCCCCCAGUACUUUGGUUGACAUGAAAACUCUUCCUCUCACACCUUAAGGCGAGGUAUGUUACUGCAGUGUCUGUUCCAUUUUACCUCUCAGCAUUACAGCCAUGUGGCAUCCUCACACACAGUGUCACGUAAUGCUUGUGACAACCGUAUUGUGGUAGGCACCGUUGCUACCCCCAUUUCACGGUGGAGGGAGAGGAGGGAUAAAGUAACUGGCCCGAGCCAGUAAAUAUCACACCUGAGAUUUCCACAGCUGUCACUCACUGGCCCUUUAGAAGACAGUUGAGGGCUGUGUUUUGCUUUAAGCAAUUCAUUCAUUCAGCAGAGACAUUUAGGAAGUGCCCUUGCACGUCCAGCACUUUGCCGGGCCGUGACUGAAGAGGACAAAGUAGCUCUCCUCAAGGAGCUCGUGGCAUGGAGGAGUGAUGGGUCAGAGAAUAUAUUAUUACAACUUAGUGCAGCAUCAUAGUAUAAGGUACCAGAGGACCGCGAUGGUGUGGAGAGUCUGGAAAAGCCUCCAAAAGGAGGGAUGCCAGUCAGUGUGUUCCUCAGAAGCUGAAAAUGCAUUUUCAUAAUCCAAGUGAUUUUAGUUUAUGAGGAGAAGUCAGCAUUUUUAAAAAUUGUGGACGAUAACUCUUGAAUCCCUUUUCUCUCAUUGUAUUUACCUCUGAUUUACUUACCUUUGCCCUGCAGUCUGAUGUCGAUAUAUGUCGUGUUGGUAUUAUUUUUAACAGUUCUUUCUUUUUACUUAAGUGCUGUUGAAUUUUGAAUUCCUAUCUUUCCGUGAUUCAGAAUUCAGAUCUAAGAGAAGACAUUAAAAAGUCUUCAUUCCAUUCUCGCCGUCGAGUUUUCCUUUGCAGAAGCAACCAUCCGUGCCUUUUAUUUAUGUGGUCUUCUAAAGACCAUCUCUGAAUAUAUGUAGAAAUAUGUGUGAAAAGUAUGUCUUUUAUUUCUUUCUCUUUUUCACGUAAGUGGUAACACACUAUUCACCUGCUGUGCACUUUGCUAUUUUUAUUGAAUAUAUUAUUCCUCAUGUAGCGGCUGGAACCAAUGUGAAGUUCCCAGAGGCCGGGCGUCAUGUCUUCUUUGCUUCUUUGCUUCUUCCAUAGCCUGUUAGUAUCUUUUCUAAGACUUAGUACAUCCUAAAUAUUACUUCAUCCACAUUUAGACAACAGCAUUUGUUGAGUGCUCUGUGACUGAGUUUGGAUUUGGUUUCUGUUGUGUUUCUCAAAGUGAAACGCUUGGGUUCUCCAGGGUACACGGGGUCAACCUAGUCCUAAGGGCUGACUUUAAUACUAAUUCUCUACGACCAAAUCAUGUGUGGAACUUGUUUUUUCCUCUCUGUUUUCUCUUGAGUAUAAACUAGACUUUGAUGUUGCAGUUGCAAAACUACAUGAGUGGGUUUUAUUGUGUUUUGUUUUUUGUUUUGUUUUUGUUUUUUUGAAAUUCCAGUACUGUACUUGGCCUCUCACCUGUGCUAGAAAAGGUGAGCCUGAACCCUUGAAAAGGGCUGUGCCUGAACCCUUGAGUCCUACCAGUUCUCAUCACUACAAAGAUCCAAGAUACUGCUUUUCAGAACUUUGAAUUUACAUGCCCUCUCUGGAGGCCCCAGCGUAUUCCUUCUGUCUUCGCCAUCUACCUGUGUUAUCAACAAGGAAAACCUUUGCUUUGCCACAUGUCAAGGCUGAAGAAACAGAAUCUCCAACAGAACAGAACUCCUUCUGUUCUCUUUUUGUACACGUUCAUUUGUACAGCAUCCGUUGUUUGCGUGACUGUAUCCUCUGUGUGAGGUACAAGAGAGGGUUCUGGCUGAGUUGGAGGACAGUCUGUUCACUCCAUUCCUAAAUGUUAAUGCCUUCUUGUGGUGUUAGAUUUGUAAGGCACUUUAUAUCUUUGUCUUGUGUUUCACUGUAAAAGACAUAGGCAGAGAGGAUACUUAGUUCUGCGUUUUAAUUGUCAUUAUUUACACCUGCAUUAAUUUAAUAAAAUAUUUAUUUUGUUCCUCGGUGCACCAGCCUGUCCAUUUUCUUGUUUUCUAGGUUUUAUAAACCACGUCCAGUUUAAUAUCCUGGUGGGAAAAGUUGCUUAGAAUAUCUGCAGCUACCUUCCUAGUAAUUUUUUUCAUAGCUGCCAUUUAUGUUGCAUACUCUUGAGUUAAGUGUGAUGAAAUCGAUCAAGAGAAUUAUUUGUUUAAAAAGGAUGUAUUGAAAGUUUUCAUUCUCUCUUACUCGAUAGCUUCUUUUAGGACAAUACCAAGAAAAGAGUCAAAGUUGUGUC
Panthera uncia (snow leopard) is the source of this 8728-nucleotide messenger RNA. RefSeq names its product CD274 molecule (gene CD274). NCBI's taxonomy places the organism in Eukaryota, Metazoa, Chordata, Mammalia, Carnivora, Felidae. Gene Ontology annotation, biological process: cellular response to lipopolysaccharide; T cell costimulation; cell surface receptor signaling pathway. The transcript has 6 exons. The record is from RefSeq and is a predicted model, not a curated record. Bases 4665 to 5540 code for a protein of 291 amino acids. Gene Ontology annotation, cellular component: external side of plasma membrane.